CGCAAUUAAAUCCUCUUGUCUUCUUCUUUACUUACGCUCGACGAAUUUUCUCGAGAAACAAACGGAAAAAUUUUUGAUCCAAGGAGAGAAAGUAAGAUCUAAAAAAAGAUGGAGAGCAGACAAGCGAGGAACUCGAAGAUCCAUGUCUUUGUGCUGGUUGGUCUGAUUCUAUUGAGCUCGAUCGAGCGAAUCUCGUCGCUCUCAGUGACCGUGAACGACGAUGAAUGCGUCCAAGAGUACGUCCUUUACGAAGGAGAUACCGUCUCCGGAAACUUCGUCGUCGUUGACCAUGAUAUCUUCUGGGGAUCAGAUCAUCCCGGUUUGGAUUUCACGGUGACAUCUCCUGCUGGGAACAUUGUACAAACAUUGAAGGGAACAUCUGGAGAUAAGUUCGAGUUUAAGGCACCAAGAAGUGGAAUGUACAAGUUCUGUUUCCACAACCCUUACUCUACUCCUGAAACUGUGUCCUUCUAUAUUCAUGUUGGUCAUAUUCCCAACGAGCACGACUUAGCCAAAGACGAACAUUUGGACCCAGUAAAUGUGAAGAUCGCUGAGCUGAGAGAGGCUUUGGAAUCUGUUGUUGCUGAGCAGAAGUAUUUGAAAGCACGUGAUACUCGUCACCGUCACACUAAUGAGAGCACGAGAAAGCGUGUGAUAUUCUACACAGUAGGAGAGUACAUUUUCCUUGCGGCAGCAAGUGGACUUCAGGUUCUCUACAUUCGCAAGCUCUUCAGCAAGUCGGUUGCAUACAACAGGGUUUGAACAUAACGGAACUUCACCUAGGUUUUGUUUUCCUUUAUGUUUGAAUCGGUGAACAAAUCAUAAGAAAAGUGUUAGUUAAUUAAGAGCUUAAUAGCAAAAGACCCCUUUUUUGUUUUUUGGUUUCUACAAAUUUUUUUUUCUUCUAGCCUUCUGUUUACUUAUGUUUAACAUGAAGAACUUGAUAAGCUUAUUCUGAUUCAUGGAUCUUGCCUCUUCUCUAUGAUAGUAUCAUUUGUUCAC
Molecule: messenger RNA, 1002 nt
Organism: Eutrema salsugineum
Lineage: Eukaryota; Viridiplantae; Streptophyta; Magnoliopsida; Brassicales; Brassicaceae
Product: transmembrane emp24 domain-containing protein p24beta3
Exons: 4
Coding region: 109-762 (217 amino acids)
Biological process (GO): endoplasmic reticulum to Golgi vesicle-mediated transport; Golgi organization; intracellular protein transport
Cellular component (GO): endoplasmic reticulum; Golgi apparatus; endoplasmic reticulum-Golgi intermediate compartment
Source: RefSeq, a predicted model, not a curated record